CCGUGCCUCCCGCACCCGGAGGGGGAAGGUGCCGCGCUGGCCGCUCCGCCGCCGGACAGAGCCGGACCUUUGCCUCGAAGCUGCACCAAAGCCGGGCUGUGAAUCCUGUGCUGCGGCACUGGGAGAGGUGAACUCGCAGGAUUGGCGGAGUAAAAUCCAGCAGCUCCGGAGGCUGGUCAUGGAAAUCAAAGAGGAGAGACCGUCAGAUGAAGCACGGCAGUUUCUCCCUUCAUCCCAGUUAGACGGUCUAGGAGAGCCCCAGUUUACCAGUAUUCAGAGAAUUGCAAAUGAGCCAAAGCUGGAGUUCAGUCUUGCGUGCAAGGAUCUAGUGGCUGCUACCCGUGAUCGGAAGCUGAGCACGUUUGUCCAGGUCUCAGUGGUGCAUCCAGCAGAGCACAUUGCCGCGCGGUAUUCGAGCACUGAAAUCGUGGAGGGUACAAAAGAUCCUCUGUUUCUGACUGCUGUGACCUUCCCACCGGAAUACCCCAUCUAUGAGGAAACUGAAAUAAAACUCACGGUCUACGAUGUCAAAGAUAAAUCCCAAGACACGGUCCGCACCAGUGUCCUACCUGACCACAAGGAACCAAGAGCAGAUGUUGGGCGAAGCUUCCUGGGCUGUGCAACUUUUAGAGUGGGUGAUCUGGUAAAGUCAAAGGAGCAGCAGUUGACCCUCACCCUCAGGACAUCUGAUGGUGGAAAGACAGUUGGUACCAUUGAAGUCAAUCUUAUGAAGAUGGGAGAGCUGGAUGAGGGGGAAACAGACCACAUCACAGCAGAUGCUCAGGAUCAAAAGUGUGCAUUGGUUCGUGAGUGUACAGCCACUGAGGGCAUAAGUGGGAAGGACAACCUGCCUUCCUUAAAUGCAGUGUUGAGAAACCCUGUUUGUAAGUUGUAUAGAUUCCCUACUUCUGACAACAAGUGGAUGCGGAUCCGGGAGCAGAUGGCUGAGACCACCCUCUCCUUCCACGUUCCUAAAGAACUAAUAAAUCUGCACAUAAAGGAGGACAUGAGAAGGAAUCAGGAGCUUAAAGACCUGGGAGAGCUUGCUCCUCACUGGGACAACAUGCGCAAAAGUGUAAUUGCUCACUGUGAUCAGAUGCUGAGCAUGUACCAGGACACUCUGGCAGAGCUUGGGAAGCAUACAGGUUCUUCCUUUAAAUCAAGCUGUAGCAAAGGAGAAAAAACACUAGAAUUCAUCCCAAUAAAUCUUCAUCUGCAAAGAAUGCAUGUGCAUAGUCCUCGAUUGAAAGAUGCUCUGUAUGAUGUUAUCACUGUGGGAGCCCCAGCAGCACAUUUCCAAGGAUUUAAGAAUGGUGGUCUCCGGAAACUGCUGAGUAAAUUUGAGGCUGAAAGACGAAACACUGGAUACCAGUGUAUUUACUAUUCACCUGAAAACACAGCCAAGGCAAAAGAAGUUCUCAGCAACAUCAGUCAUCUGCAGCCUCUCAUAUCAAGCCAUGCAGACCUGCUGCUCAGUUCUGCAAGCCAGCGUUCUCCAGACAGCUUGAAGAACUCUUUAAAGAUGCUUUCAGAAAAAACGGAGUUAUUUGUGCACACGUUCAAGGACCAGCUGGUGAGAAGUGCCCUUCUAGCGCUGUACACGGCCCGGCCUGGCUGUGUGCUCAAGAAACCAGCUGUGCCCAGGAGCAGUGCAGAGGAAGGGGCUGAUGCACAGCACCAGGACCAUCCUGCUCACGUCAAAAGGCAGGACUCCAUACCCCAUCAUUCUGAGUAUGAUGAGGAGGAGUGGGACAGGGUGUGGGCCAACGUGGCAAAGAGUUUGAACUGCCUUAUUGCCAUGGUGGACAGGCUGCUUGAAAAGGACAACAUCAGCAACAUCAAAGAGGGUGAAAAUGAGCCUUCAGCAGAAGAUUGCAAGGUGUUGCAUACAGGCGGUGACUGGUACGAGCAGCUGUACCCGCUGGUGGUCACGCUGAAGGCCUGCAUGGCAGAGGUGGUGACCAGGGCCAAGCAGUCCAUGGCCUUUGUCCUGCUCCAGGAACUUGCCUGUGGCUUGCCCCAGUGCCUGAUGCUGACCCUGAGGAGAGACAUCGUCUUCAGCCAAGCACUCGCUGGAUUGGUCUGUGGUUUUGUAAUCAAAUUGCACACAGGUUUACAUGAUCAAGGAUUUUUACAACAGCUUCACACUGUUGGAUUGCUGGUGCAGUAUGAAGGACUCCUUAGCACAUACAGUGAAGAAGCAGGGAUGCUCGAAGACAUGGCUGUGGGCAUUUCAGAUUUGCAGAAAGUAAUGUUUAGAGUAAUUGAAGCCAAGUCAGAAGAUUUUUUGCCUAUUAUAAGUGGAAGGCGUGAACAUUACAUUAUAGAGGUCCAGCUCCCAGCAAAGAUGUUUGAGCUGCUGCCACAAGAGAUUAAAGAGGGAAAGCUGCUUCGCAUGUAUCCAGUGCUCUUUAAUGUUGGAAUCAAUGAGCAGCAAACACUGGCAGAGAGGUUUGGAGAUACCACUUUGCAGGAAAACAUUAACCAGGAAAACUUAGAACUUCUCAAAGAAUAUUACAAGUUAUUUACAGAAAAAAUGCCUCCUGAUUGUUUACCACAUUUUCAAGAACAAAAUGAUUUAAAGGGAUUGCUAGAAAGUCUUCAUCAAAAUAUCCAGGCCAAAAAGAGAAAGAAUGUAGAAAUCAUGUGGCUGGCUGCAACGAUUUGCCGCAAGCUGAACGGGGUGCGCUUCACCUGCUGCAAGAGUGCCAAAGACAGGACAUCCAUGUCAGUGACGCUGGAGCAGUGCUCCAUCCUGAGGGACGAGCACCAGCUGCACAAAGACUUCUUCAUCCGGGCGCUGGAUUGCAUGAGGAGAGAAGGAUGCCGCAUAGAGAAUGUUCUGAAGAAUGUCAAAUGCAGAAAGUAUGCAUUCAACAUGAUACAGCUGAUGGCUUUCCCAAAGUACUACAGACCUCCAGAGGGGACAUAUGGAAAAGCUGACACCUAAGUUUAACAAAAGUGUAAUCAGGAGCAUGUAUCAUGCUAAUUAGUGAAUAUAACAACUGCUGUUUAUGACAUAUGAAUUGGGAAUGUAUGACCAGUGGAGGUGUUAUUUUUAGCAGGUUUUAUCACUUUACACUGAAAUUAAUCUGAUUAGUCAUUAUGAAAUAAAACCAUGAAAAAGCAAUGGACUGGAUAUUCUGAAAAUCAAAUAUAUUCAACUUAUCUUUGUGAAAUUGAAGCUUAGUAUGACUCAUAAGCCAGCUGGAAUUAGUUUCUGGGGUCAUUUGAUUGAAGAUUAAAAAGGGAAAUGGCAUUUGCUGUAGGAACAGAGAUUAGUAAUCUGGAAGGUGGCAUUCUGACUCCAAACCAA
Molecule: messenger RNA, 3316 nt
Organism: Melozone crissalis (California towhee)
Lineage: Eukaryota; Metazoa; Chordata; Aves; Passeriformes; Passerellidae
Gene: INPP4B
Product: inositol polyphosphate-4-phosphatase type II B
Exons: 24
Coding region: 179-2950 (923 amino acids)
Cellular component (GO): cytoplasm
Molecular function (GO): phosphatidylinositol-3,4-bisphosphate 4-phosphatase activity
Source: RefSeq, a predicted model, not a curated record